Crotalus tigris (Tiger rattlesnake) is the source of this 1644-nucleotide messenger RNA. It is a transcript of the gene SLC7A6OS, whose product is annotated as solute carrier family 7 member 6 opposite strand. The transcript is spliced from 4 exons. Bases 272 to 1117 code for a protein of 281 amino acids. The record is from RefSeq and is a predicted model, not a curated record. Lineage: Eukaryota; Metazoa; Chordata; Lepidosauria; Squamata; Viperidae. Gene Ontology annotation, biological process: developmental process.
ACCGAGGUUCUUCAGAAAGAAGGGCAAAGCCGCACCAUUCAAAUUCAUAAUACAUCAAACUAUUGUUCCCUGGGAGAACCGGACAUCGAGGUAGGGAAUCAUUUAGGCCUCAAUCCCUCGAGAAAGCGGCGAUGGCGUCAUCAGACGGGGCGGCGAUUCUACGUCAUUCGGAGUCAGCCGCCAAUCUGCGGAAGGACUGGCCGGCACGGCAAGCGGAACGGAGAAAGUUCCCAUAGUGCCUUGCGCGUAGAGCGGCCUGGUCUUGGUUGCCAUGGAGACCGGCGCCGUGCUGCGCGUGAAGAGAAAGCGCAGAGGCCCUUUGCCGGCCGAAGCGCUGGUCCUUGCCUGCAAACGCUUCCGCCUUGAGGCUGGGGCCGCCGCCGAGGCCUCCGCCGCCGCCUCGCCCGGAGAAGGUGAGGUGGAGAAGACGCUCUUCAAGUUAGUAGCCACCAUAAACUCGGAGGCCGAACCUGUUGACAAAUACAUACAGGAAGCUUUUACCCAACAGAAAGGAGGCCAGAUCCUGCGACCUGCUCUAGGGAGUGCUAAAAGAAUAAUCCAGGAUCUUCGUUCUUCAAAGCAAGCCAAAAGGCAGGAAAGCCGAUACCGUCUAAUCACAAGCCUCCGUCCAAAUCUCAGUGAUGGGGAAAAUGCUGUUCUCGGAGCAAAUGAGAAAGAAUCCGAUGAAAAGAAACCAUCCUCCAUAUCUGAGAAAGACAAAAAUGACGGCAGCUUGGGCUUUCAGUUCUUUGAUAUUAUACAGGAGGAAGAUGUGGAAAAUGAUACACCUGCUGCCCAUUUACAGAAAUCACAUCCGGAUGUGAUCCUUUGCAAUGCUGUAGAGAUGAUUCGUGAACGUUUAACAGUAUCUGACAACAGCAAAGAGGCAGAAGGUUGCUUAAAUCAAGAAGAGUAUGUCUAUGAUAUCUACUGUACGGAAACAGCUGCUCCAGGGUGGAUUGAGAACAUUCUCUCCGUACAACCUUACACUCAAGAGUUUGACUUGAAUCAGAAAAAAACAGCGGAGAUACCAGCGAUGAAGAUUGUGGAUGUAUCAGGCGAUCGUGGGAGAAGUAUGAAUCUGAAGUCCUGCGGGAGUGUGAAUAUGACGGAAUAAAGGAACUGGAUUCUGAGUAGCUUGCAGGAUCUUUCAUAGUCAUGAGACCCCGUGUGUGAUGUGGCCUUAACAAAUUGAGGCACCGCAACCCUCACUUGUCAUGCUGUUUUGGCCAGAGCAUCUUCAAAUCAAGAGAAAGCGGAUUGCCUUUAGCGUACCAGUCUUCGAAAAUGAAGGGAUGCAAGUGAUAUUGGCAGUUUUUGGGAUCUCAGCCGUGGCGUUGUACAAGUAAAGCCUGAAAUUAAAAGACAUAGUUGCCAUUUGGGGAUGCCUGACAGCUCCUUUUGACCUUGAAGGCAGAGGUUUCCAGAAAAAAAAGUCUCCUAAAAAGAUCUUUACUACAAGACUGGAAAGGUUGUUGUUAUCUUAUUGAAGCAAAUAGUUUGUUUUUGUAAGCAUUGUUGGAUCACUGCCUGUAGAUAGAUCUAUACUUGAAAAUAAUUGUUCGGAUUGGAAAUCUCUGCACCUUAAUAUUCCUAGUUGCCACGUAUAAAUCGUUAAUAAACUUUCCGUAUAAAAACGCUUAA